Molecule: messenger RNA, 573 nt
Organism: Colletotrichum karsti
Lineage: Eukaryota; Fungi; Ascomycota; Sordariomycetes; Glomerellales; Glomerellaceae
Exons: 2
Coding region: 1-573 (190 amino acids)
Source: RefSeq, a predicted model, not a curated record
AUGCAGCUCUCUUUCGUCGUCCUUGCCGCUGGUGCCGGUGCCGCUCUCGCAGCCCCGCAACUGGCCCCCCGCCAAAACGCCUGCUUCAUCGUCGGCAACACCGUCCUGCCCCAGGAGGUCUCGGACGCCGUGACCUCGCUCCAGAACAAGGUGACCUGCGACACCUCCAAGACGACGCUCUCGGGCGUGCCGGACGUCAAGGCCGGCGCCGUGACCUUCUCGUCCAUCAACUUCGCCGACGCCAAGGGCCAGUCCCCGCUCGCCUUCGCCCUCGACAAGUUCGCGACCAAGGAGCCGCUCGCCUCCAACGACCUGGCCACCUUCCAGAACCAGCUCGACGCCUACGUCGCCACCGAGGCCGGCAUCCGCUCCGUCGGCGGCAACCUCGGUAUCAAGGUCCCCAAGUUCUUCCUCUCCAUGCAGGUACAGCGCAUCGCCACCGCCCAGGGCAACCCGCCCACCGCCGCCGGCCAGCAGGUCGACCACCUCCGCGACAAGGUCACCAAGAACGCCGGCCGGGAGGACAAGGCCCUGCUCGACCAGGUCACCGCCCUGGCUGCCAAGCUCACGUAG